AUGCGACUAGACGGGGGAGUGCGCGUCACUCCCGGCGGCGGCAUUCCGGCGAACCUGCAUCCCAGCAUCGGAGCCGGGGACCAAUCCCCCGCCAGGAUGAUCGAUGACCUUUACGCGGACUACCAUCACUAUGGCGACUCGCUCUUCCCCGCGUCCACGCUCAUCCCGGUCACCGUGGUGUGCCUGCUCCUCUUCGUGGUCGGCGUGGUGGGCAACACCAUGACCAUCCUCAUCAUCCAGCGCUUCAAGGACAUGAAGACCACCACCAACCUCUACCUGUCCAGCAUGGCCGUGUCCGACCUGCUGAUCUUCUUCAGCCUGCCCUUCGACCUCUACCGGCUGUGGAAGUACGUGCCGUGGGUGUUCGGGCCGCUGGUGUGCCGCAUCUACCACUACAUCAACGAGGGCUGCACGUACGCCACCAUCCUGCACAUCACGGCGCUCAGCAUGGAGCGCUACCUGGCCAUCUGCUACCCGCUGCGCACCAAGGUGGUGGUGACCAAGCGCCGCGUCAAGCUGGUCAUCCUGGCGCUGUGGGCGUUCGCGCUGCUCUCGGCCUCGCCCGUGCUGCUGCUGGUGGGCGUGGAGUACGACAACGCCACGCUGGCCGACGACAGCACGCGCCAGUGCAAGCACACCAGCUACGCCAUCCACUCGGGCUUCCUCAACACCACCAUCUGGGUGUCCACCGUCUACUUCUUCGGGCCCAUGCUGUGCCUGCUCUUCCUCUACGGCUCCAUCGGGCGCAAGCUGUGGAAGAGCAAGAUGGAGGAGCUGCGGGGGCCGUGCGCCGCCGCCAGGGCCCGCUCACACCGCCAGACCAUCAAGAUACUCGCCGUGGUGGUGCUGGCCUUCGCCAUCUGCUGGCUGCCCUACCACAUCGGCCGCAACCUCUUCACGUACGCCAACGACUACUACGAGGCGCGCCUGAGCCAGAACAUCAACGUGGCCUCCAUGGUGCUGUGCUACCUGAGCGCCUCCAUCAACCCCGUCCUCUACAACCUCAUGUCCAAGAAGUACCGCGCCGCCGCGCACCGCCUCUUCCUGCUGCGCCGACGGCGCGGAGGACACCGGCCCGGGCAGCCGCGGGCGCUCUCCGUCCGCGAGGACAUCGCCACGUGCACCGAGACCUUCACCGGGGUUUAA
Molecule: messenger RNA, 1146 nt
Organism: Sardina pilchardus (European sardine)
Lineage: Eukaryota; Metazoa; Chordata; Actinopteri; Clupeiformes; Clupeidae
Gene: mlnr
Product: motilin receptor
Exons: 2
Coding region: 1-1146 (381 amino acids)
Biological process (GO): G protein-coupled receptor signaling pathway
Cellular component (GO): plasma membrane
Molecular function (GO): G protein-coupled peptide receptor activity
Source: RefSeq, a predicted model, not a curated record